AUGUCUAGCAACAAGAAGAUUAUUGAUGUUGUCAGAAGCACUGGAUUGCAAGGAGGAAGUGUGGUUUGUUCUCUCCUCGUGGACGGGACCUUUGCUGUUCAAGCCCUUACCCACAACAUAAACGGGGAUGCAGCCACGAAGCUCAAAGCUGCUGGAGCCAAGGUCAUCUUUGCCGACCUUGAGGAUGUUGAGUUGCUCAAAAAGGCUUUCAGGGGCGCAUAUGGCGUUUUUGGCAUCACUGUCCUCACUCUGUAUCUUGGUGUCGAGAAGCUUGACCAGGCCAAAUCCCGCAAUCAUGAGACCCAACUUGGGAAGAAUAUUGUUGAUGCAGCCAAAGUGGAAGGAACCAAGCAUCUUGUUUGGAGGUAUGAACGUACCAAUCCAUGUGUGCAUCUCAUCCAUCUAAUUGGGUGGUGCUCAGCACACUGGACGACACUUUGA
Cantharellus anzutake is the source of this 441-nucleotide messenger RNA. RefSeq names its product NmrA-like family-domain-containing protein. Lineage: Eukaryota; Fungi; Basidiomycota; Agaricomycetes; Cantharellales; Hydnaceae. The record is from RefSeq and is a predicted model, not a curated record. The transcript is spliced from 2 exons. Bases 1 to 441 code for a protein of 146 amino acids.